CCCGACGCCGGCCAGAUCCGCCCGCCACUCGGGGAAAAAAUUCCCGUCGUCUCCACUCCACCAGUCCACCUGCAUCCUCCCUCUCUCUCUCCCGCUCCCGUGCUCUCUCCCUCUCCCCAGGAUCCGAAUUGCCAGCGCACCAGUCGAGCUCGCGGGACCUCGCCGGCGCCGGCGAUGGCCUCCUCCCUUUUGGCCGGACGGGGAGGGGGCCACCACCACAACUGGGGGGAGACGCGCGCCCCGCUCGAGCCCAUACCCCCCAACCCUAGUCCCAGCCAGCCCCACCCGCGCGCCGACGGGUCCAAGUCCAAGCCGCGGGCGGCGGCCGGCUACGUGAAGUUCCGCCCGGCGUCCCUGGGCCACCGCGAGGCCCGCGCGCUCCGGGACCGCCUCGCGGUGGAGCUCGGCCAGGUCCGCGCCCUCCUCUCCCGCAUCGACACCUGGCAGCAGCAGGGCCCGCCGCCGCGCGCGGUGCUCCGCGGGGCGAUGCGGAAGCGGUGCGGCCAGAUCCUCAGCAGGCUGCGCAAGGACAAGCGCAGCGUGUGGUUCAACGCGCCCGUCGAGGUGGAGCGCCUCGGCCUCCACGACUACCAUGCCGUCAUCAAGCGCCCCAUGGAUCUCGGCACCGUCAAGGAGGGCCUCGCCGCCGGGAGGUACGCCUCGCACGACGACUUCGCGGCCGACGUCCGCCUCACCUUCACCAACGCGCUGCGGUACAACCCGGUCGGCCACGAGGUUCACACGUUCGCUGGCGCCCUCCUCGCCUACUUCGAGAGGAUGUACAAGGAGGCGCUCGUUUGUUUAGAGGAAGAGCGCAAGCGCCUUGAGCCGCCGAGGCCAGUGGCGGCUGAGCUGCCACCUCCGCCGGCAGUUGAGCCUGUCGAGGCGAAGGCUAAGACGAGAGCAGGGAAUGUGAGGAUGCGGAAGCCCAAGGCGAGGGAGCCUAACAAGAGGGAGAUGAGCCUGGAGGAGAAGAACAUGCUCAGGCUGGGGCUGGUGAGCCUGCCCGAAGAGAAGAUGCACAAUGUGCUUCAGAUCGUGCGCAAGAGGAACAACAACCCGGAGAUGCUUGGGGAUGAGAUCGAGCUUGAUAUUGAUGAGAUGGAUGUUGAGACACAGUGGGAGCUUGAUCGUUUCGUUACUAACUUCAACAAGGCGCUCAAGAAGUCCCAGCGUGCUGCGAUGUUGAAUGGUGGCGUUGCUGAUGUAACCAGUACUGCUGUGGCUGAGGAUGACACUGCACCUGUGGGCGAUGUGCCUACAUUGGUUGGCAAUGACGAUGCGGAGAGUGAGGAACCUGUGAAGAGCACUACAGUGGCUGAGCAGGUGGAUGAGUAUGUUGAUAUUGGGGAUGAAAUGCCAGCAGCCACUUACCAAUCCAUGGAGAUCGAGAAGGACGCUGAAGGUACGACUGGCUCUGGUGGUUCUGGCAGUGGCUCUUCAUCGUCCAGUGGUAUGAUCAAGCUGGCAUUGUGUAGUCCUUCAAUAGUUCCAAAAUUUCUUCAGGGUGCGGACUUUUUACAUUUACAGGUUCUGAGUCGAGGAGCUCAGGGGACAGUGCCUCAGGAGCUGGCAAUGCUCAUUCUUUGACUUAGGGGAGGUUGGUAACAAUAGGAUUUGAAAAUCUGAAUGAUCCGAGUUCGUGUGCAGGUAAUUGUAAGUGUGUAGCUGUUUCUGAGACAUGGGUGUCUGCUUAGGCUUUGAUUACGUUAGUAGUAGAUAACAAACUGGCUUUGUGGGUGUCUGACAGCAGUACAGCACCAUGUGUAUGUAAGCUGGAGGUGGAAGGUACUGGUGUGUUAAAAGUAGCUGAUCGACCUUCUCGUAUGAAGGGGGCCAGGGCUAGUGUCUGUGUUCUUAAUGGUAGGGUUGAUCGACCUUCUCGUAAUUGAUGCUUUGUGCAUGACAUUAAAGUAUGGUUUUAUAAGUAACAAUGCAGUAUCAUUUGUUGGGUGAUGACUUUUGAUGUAAGAGUUAUUUCUGCAUUUUGGAUAGGAUUACGCAAGAUAAAUUUCAACGACCAUGCAAAUUUGUGUU
Zea mays is the source of this 2037-nucleotide messenger RNA. RefSeq names its product bromodomain containing protein. Lineage: Eukaryota; Viridiplantae; Streptophyta; Magnoliopsida; Poales; Poaceae. The record is from RefSeq and is a predicted model, not a curated record. Bases 175 to 1590 code for a protein of 471 amino acids. The transcript has 2 exons. Gene Ontology annotation, molecular function: protein binding.